AUGGAGCCAUGCCAUAAUAUUGAGCAACUCCCCCUGGAGCUGAGGUGGAAGAUAUGGUCUAAAGUUGGCGAAACAGACAGCUAUACUCAAUUGCUUCGCACAAACCGCCUCGUUCGAUCGGACAUUCUAUCCCUUAUCCCUGGCAUAGGACUUUGUUGCCAAUGUUCACCGUACAAGCCCUGUUCAUGUGGCAAAUAUAUUGCCGUCAAGAGACUUACUAUCGUCGUGGAACCCGACUGCUCUCCCCAAUCCUGGCUCAAGUUCUCGGUCUCAGUGAUUCGUGGUCAAGGAACAACUUGGAAGGUUGGAAGUUUGGAUGACAUGCUUGCACAACCUCUCCGUUACCUUCGCCCAAAAGAAAUAUUCAUCGACUUUCAAGCUCCAAAGAAGGGGUACUACCAAAUAAAUUUCCUGAUAUUGCGCGCCAAGCUGUUUGACGUUUGCGCGGCUCUGGACCUUGUUCAAGCCCAAAAUUCGCGGUCACUGCAUCUGCAUUUCAGCGAUCCUUGGGCAAAUUCUGGUAGUGGCCCAAAUACGCCGUUCUGGGAAAAUCGACCCCGGAGCUAUGGAAUGAAACAAAAAGACAUGACUCGCCUAAUACGUGGGGGGGAUCUCAGACCGCUCAUAUGUAAUUUUAAUCACCUUGGGAGACGGGAUGCCUUCCUAUAUUUUUACGAGAUGACUUUGACCCCGUUUUGUAUGCAUUGGGCUUGGAGGAACGCAAAGGUUACAUUCGACAGGGAGCCUAAAUUGAAGAGUACCUCUUUCAUCACAUCAACGUUUGCAGCCAGCCGACAACAUAUCGUAUAUCACGGUGUCAAUGCCUUAAUCCUUACAGCGUGGGCCUAUACCGAACAGCUCAUGCGAGAGGGAAAGAUCAGAGAAUCUGAAGAAGAGUUUGUGCCCCAAAUCGAAAAUCAUGAAGACAUACGUGUGAAAUGGGCCUCUCAAGAGCUUCAUCAUAGCUCUUGGAAAAAGGCAUUUGAGUGUUAUCUCAACUUUACCAUCGCCACCUCCGAAAGCUUUCAGCGUAUUAUGGAUAUCGGAAUGUCGCAGACAGCAAAUUUGCCUGAAACCAUUUGGUGGCAUUUGGACAACUCUCCAAAAGACGCAUUCUCGGAGGAACACCCUGGAUCUGCUGAAGGGGCAGGGAAUAUGGGCUUUGAGAUUGGCACCUGGACAUGGAACCAUGAUAUCAUACGACGAAGAUAUCACGAAUGGGUUCAACUCUGGGACGAUUCGCAAUACGAUGACUUCGAUCCCUGUUUGUUCGAGUCAUUUUAUUCGCUCCUGGAUUUGCAUCAUAGACCGAUCCUGGAAUUUCCCUCAGAGAGAGUUUCAGAAUUUGAAUCCAUGUUGGAUGAAGAGAGCGAGAUUAUACCCUACGAGGACUUUGAAGCACAUCAGCUGAGAUACAUUUGGCCACUCAGCUGGAAAUGGCAGCGUAGCUCGGGUUGGAAACGUCGGCGAUACAUGGAAUCUGUAAUUAGUUUGUAUAUGAGCUUACAAAGCCUAGCUUAGCCG
Messenger RNA from Trichoderma harzianum CBS 226.95, 1524 nucleotides. RefSeq lists its product as hypothetical. NCBI's taxonomy places the organism in Eukaryota, Fungi, Ascomycota, Sordariomycetes, Hypocreales, Hypocreaceae. The transcript has a single exon. Bases 1 to 1521 code for a protein of 506 amino acids. The record is from RefSeq and is a predicted model, not a curated record.